AUUCCUGUCCCCCAACAUUAGACAGAGGGAGAGAGUAAGGGGGAACUUUGUUUCCGUUUACAAUUCCCAGAUUCCAAAUUCUAUUCUAUUUUAUUAUCCGGGAAUACGGUCUACAACAUGGCUGAAAAUCAGGAAGAAAUGCGUGAAUUGGACACCGAGAGCUUGGACAGCCUGCGAGCUCCGGUUGUGGUUGAAGAUCCUAGUUUUCUGCGUAUCGCGGUUAUAGCUGAGGCCGAGGUGACCCUAGGAUUUCUAUUGGCCGGCAUUGGCUACCAUAGCGAUAAAUUCCGCAACUACAUGAAUGUGGAUAGUGAAACACCGCAAGAGGAGCUGGAGAGGUUCUUCAAUGCCGUCUAUCACAAGUCCAACAUGGGCCUCAUCAUUCUCGACUAUGAUGCCGCCAAGCGACUGCGCUCGGUGAUGGCCAACUGUACCCAGUUGCUGCCCGUGGUAAUGACGGUGCCCAACAAAGACUCUCUAAUGGCCUAUCUGGAUAGCAAAGAACGUAAGAGGCGAAUACGCGCGCGGGAGUCAUAUUAAAAUCUAGACUGGAAUCACCAA
Drosophila kikkawai is the source of this 561-nucleotide messenger RNA. Its product is annotated as probable V-type proton ATPase subunit F. Gene Ontology annotation, biological process: monoatomic ion transmembrane transport. Gene Ontology annotation, molecular function: proton-transporting ATPase activity, rotational mechanism. The record is from RefSeq and is a predicted model, not a curated record. Gene Ontology annotation, cellular component: membrane. Lineage: Eukaryota; Metazoa; Arthropoda; Insecta; Diptera; Drosophilidae.